Molecule: messenger RNA, 3834 nt
Organism: Microplitis mediator
Lineage: Eukaryota; Metazoa; Arthropoda; Insecta; Hymenoptera; Braconidae
Gene: dock
Product: cytoplasmic protein NCK1
Exons: 5
Coding region: 788-1966 (392 amino acids)
Molecular function (GO): protein binding
Source: RefSeq, a predicted model, not a curated record
AAUAGAUUUAAAAACACUGACAUUUAUUAUACAAUAUAUUAUUAUUUAUUUAUUUUUUAUUUUUAUUUAUAAUAUUUAAAUUUAAAACUAACUACUGUGCAACUUAAAUUUAUUUAAAAUCAAAAAUUUUAAAUCCAAUUAUUAUUCAAAAAUAGUAACUACGUCUAUAAUUUUUAAGGUGAAAGUCAACUAAUAUAUACUCAAGUUUAAGUGCCGACCACGAGGAAAAUUUAUAUUAAUUUAAAUACUGACAAUUAAUAUAAUCUGUGAUUGACAGUUGUGUUAAAAAAUAUUUAUUGAGUUAAUUCCCAUAACGAAAGUCGAUUCCCAUUCCCCCCGUAUUCUAGAGUUUCGCUUGAUGGCUGCUGCUGUCGUUUCACAAGGUGGGGGAAAACAAGCCUUGUCCACCUAAUAUUCACUCAACAAAGCUUAUAUGCAGGAAUAUGUCGAGCUUAAAAAUUGUAUUGGUAAUACACUUGUUUGGGCUGCUCUUGCAAAUGGAUCCUGAUUCAAAUCAUCAAUAAGCAGUAAAUACAUCAAUAAUAAAAAUAUUAAAGCAUACUGUUGCAAUAAUAAUAAUAAUAAUACAAAUAAAAUAUUUAAAUAAUAUAUUAUAGAUGUAUAUAAAAGAACAAUAUAAUAAUAAAAAAAUAAAAAAAAAUUAAAGAAUGAAUGUCUACUGCACUACUCAUGCCGACGAAACAAGCAGAUUUGCGAUUGAUACGAGUAGUACGUGAAUAGCAGUCGCUUUUGACGGUCUCGGACAUAAACAUAUUUACAUUUGCACAUGGCAGCCAUGAAGCAUGGCAAGACAAAUCAAGACGACGUGUGCUACGUUGUCGCAAAAUACGAUUACGGAGCUCAAGGAGCACAAGAAUUGGAUUUACGUAAAAAUGAACGUUAUCUUUUGUUGGAUGAUUCUAAACACUGGUGGAGAGUACAGAGUGCACGUGGACAAGCCGGUUACGUGCCGAGUAAUUAUGUGAAAAAAGAAAAACCGUCCCUAUUUGACAGUAUAAAAAAGAAGGUUAAAAAAGGUUCUGGUUCAAAAACUUUACCGUCCGGUAAUUCACCUUCACGUGCUGUUGAAUCCCCAAUAAUGGCACGAAGAUUACCAGCAGAUCCUAGUGAAGCAAUAGGAACAGCGGUUGUUAAAUAUAACUAUCAAGCACAACAGGCGGAUGAGUUGUCGCUGGUCAAGGGCACGCGAAUCCUCAUACUUGAGAAGAGCAACGAUGGCUGGUGGAGAGGCCAGAGUGGCACUCAGGCGGGCUGGUUUCCCUCCAACUAUACUCAAGAAGAGGGUGACGCUGAUGACACGCUGCACACGUACGCCAUGGCCGAGAAUGUUCUCGACAUUGUUGUUGCUCUCUACUCUUUUUCCUCUAAUAACGAUCAAGAGCUUUCAUUUGAAAAAGGAGACCGACUAGAAAUCCUUGAUCGUCCUCCAGCAGAUCCCGAGUGGUACAAGGCGAGAAAUGGCCAAGGACAAAUUGGUCUUGUACCACGAAAUUAUUUACAAGAGCUAAGUGAAUAUUUAACUCAACCAUAUCGAGAUCGUGGUAUGACCACUAGUGAAAUUAGCACUGGAGAUUCACUUGAACGAAGGCCUGAUCCUGGAGAUCGACCGCAUCUUGUUGGUAAACCCUGGUACUAUGGCAGCAUAACACGUUCUCAAUGUGACACUCUUCUUAAUCAACACGGCCAUGAUGGGGACUUUCUUAUAAGAGACAGUGAAACAAACAUGGGCGAUUACUCAGUCUCGUUAAAAGCACCAGGGCGAAAUAAACAUUUUAGGGUACACGUCGAAGGCGCACUUUAUUGUAUUGGCCAAAGAAAAUUUCACACACUUGAUCAAUUGGUUGAUCAUUAUCAACGAGCGCCAAUUUAUACCAAUAAGCAGGGGGAAAAAUUGUACCUGGUGCGUCCCCUGCCUAAAGGUAAUUCCAAUAGCAAUGGUUGCUAGAUAAUAAAAAAAAGAAAAAAGGAAAAAAAAAAAAACAACAAAUAAUAAUAAAUGAUAAGUCGCAUUAGCGUUCUUUGAAGGAUUGUCAAUGCAGAUUACCCGCCAUGCCUAGUAAUAUCAAUAACUCGUAUGUUUAUACAUAACAAUUAACAUGAUUGGUAAAAUCUUAUAUAUUAGUGUUUUUAUUAUUUUAUAAAAUGAAUGCUAAUUAAUUAAUUUAUUAUUAUAAGUAAGUAAUAAUGCAAUGAUCUUGUUGGAGCUUCCAACUUUUUAGCAAAACAAAUAAAUAAAAUAAAAUAAAUAAAUAAUAUUCGUAACAAAAUUUUUAAUAAAUUUAUAUACGAAAAUAAAAUUUAAGCUACGGCAGCAACGUGAUAUCUAUUUAUAGUUAGCACGAAGGCUUCUUUAAUCUCUCAUUUUUAUAUAAAUCAAUGUAAUUGUAAUACAGUGACACGACUGAUCAUGUUAUCAUUAUUAAUAUAUUAUUAAAAAAAAACAAUAACAUAGCCUGCAAGUGUAACAAUUAUUAUCCAAGCUGAUACUAUGUUACCGUAGUAAGCGAUUUUUGGUAAUUGAUUAAAGAGAAAAACAAAGACUAAGUGUUCAUUUGUGAUUUUGUAUUUAUUAGAAGGUUUUUAAGUAAAUAAAUCAUAUUUAAGUGUGAGUCAUUAUCAUCUUAUAAAUAACUUUUAUUUUAUCAUUUUUUUUUUAUCAUUUUAAAUUAAAAAAAAAAAAAAAAAAAAACACAAUAUAAAGAAAUAAAUUUUAAAUUGGUAACAAAUAUUAAUCUUUAUUUAACGUGUAUCAUUUUAUACAUAAAUAAAUCAUAUUUUAGUUAUAGUAUGAAUAAAAGAAUGACAGUCAUGGAAGAAAAAGUGCUUAAAUAAAUAAAAAUGGAAAAAAAAAUUAAAAAAAAAUAUAUAUAUCUAUAAAUAUAUAGGAAUAAAAAUUAAUGGCACUAAAUGCCAUAUAAUUAUAAAAUCAUGUAAUGGAAUUCACCUACACUACACAUUAGGGUGGUCGUUAAAAAUUCAAUUUUCUCAGACGCCCGAUAAAAAGCUUCUUUUUAGUGAAAAAAUACGUGGAGAAUUUGGUUUCAUCUUUUUAAGUUCAUUUUUCGAUACAGUUGAGGUUUUUUUCAUGAAAUAUGCAGAUUAAAGGAAAAAAUCAGAGGAACAAUUUUGUAGAAAAUUAAAUUCUUGACAAAAAAGGUCAUGUUCAUUUUUUUUUAUAAAAUUCGUAUUUACAAAGAUAUUUAAAAAAACUUUUUUAGAUCUUAUCAAUUGAGCAUUUUAAAGAUAACGAAUGUUAAAAAUAACUUUUUUUUAAAAUAUAGACAACUUCGUAACUCGUAACAUAUCAAUCAUUAGUGCUCGUUUUAAUUUCUAUGUACUUAGAAAAAUGUUAUUUCCAAAAUUCGUAAUCUUUUAGAUAGCAAUUGACAAGAUCUAAAAAAGUUUUUUUAAAUUAUCUUCAUAAAAACACAUUUUAGAAAAAAAAUGAACAUGACCUUUUUUGUCAAAAAUUUAAUUUUCUACAAAAUUGUUCCUAUGAUUUUUUCCUUUAAUCUGCAUAUUUCAAGAGAUAUUUAAAAAAAAUUGCGAUUGUAUCGAAAAAUGAACUUUGAUCGUCCUGAGACACGUGUUCUUUUUACUUAAAAAACAGAAACCAAAUUCCCCACGUAUUUUUUCACUAAAAAAAAGCUUUUUAUGGGGCGUCUAAGAAAAUUAAAUUUUUAACGACCACCCUACUACACAUAUACGUAUUUAGCGUUAUGUUUAAAAGUUUGUCAGCUCAAUAACGUAAAAUUUAAUCAUAAAAAGGGAUUGUUCGAACUUCUCGUUAAAUUUCCUACACCUGUACCAACC